Messenger RNA from Kogia breviceps (pygmy sperm whale), 1511 nucleotides. Lineage: Eukaryota; Metazoa; Chordata; Mammalia; Artiodactyla; Physeteridae. The record is from RefSeq and is a predicted model, not a curated record.
UGUGGUUCCGGUUCCGUCACGGAGACACGUGAAGGUCGGUGAGUUAGUGCGGAGUUUGUCUCGGCACGCGUGGCCGCGCUGGGAUGGAGUCCUCCUCGUCUUCCUCCGCAGCGGGUCUGGGCUCGGUCGACCCGCAGCUGCAGCAUUUCAUCGAGGUAGAGACUCAGAAGCAGCGCUUCCAGCAGCUGGUGCACCAGAUGACGGAACUUUGUUGGGAAAAGUGCAUGGACAAGCCUGGGCCAAAGUUGGACAGUCGGGCUGAGGCCUGUUUUGUGAACUGCGUUGAGCGCUUCAUUGAUACAAGCCAAUUCAUCUUGAAUCGACUGGAACAGACCCAGAAAUCCAAGCCAGUCUUCUCAGAAAGCCUUUCUGACUGACCUGAGUAUUACCUCUUUGGAAAAGGAAGAACUGAGCAUCUUUGAUCAUCCUGGCAGAGUUGUUGUCUGGGAGAACAAGAAAAAAGCAAGAAGUCACUUCAUGAAGCUAACUAGUUGAUAAAGUGGCAGAGCUAAAGGAGCAUGCAAUGUUAAGAAGUUUGAGUUUUAUGUUGCAAUCAAUGGAUAGCUGUUGGAGAAUUUUAAAGUGGAAUAAUAUAGUAUUUGUACUUGUUUCAUGACAAAAGUACUACCUGCAUGUUUUAAAACUUUCAAACAAUAUAGAAUUGCUUACGAUAAAUGAGAGUCCUCCCCUUACCCUCAUAUAUGAAUUUAGAAAGAUCAUUUUCACAGCUAUAUGGUAGUUGGACUAAGACUAGGAGAAUAGUAAGGGUAUUUCAUUAGUUCAGGCAAGAGACUGGAGGAUUGAAUUCAGAGAGUGGAAGUGGGGAUGGACAGGAGGGGACAUGUUAGGAAUAUGAGGGAGCUGUGAGAGAAAUCUGGAGUAAAGUGGAGAGGGAGUAAAAUAGAUUAUAGGGAAAGAGGUAGGGGAUAGAAUAAUGUGCCAGUGAGACCAUGCCUUGGGAUUCAAAGGGCAGCAAAAGUGACUGGGAAGAGAGGGAGAUAACACAACUGAUAACGUUGAACAGGCUUCAGAGAGGAAGUUACACAAAUGGCCAUCCCCAUGGGUAACCCCUGGAAUUUAUUGCUGCCCUCCAAUUUGAGGAACAUAAGCAUAUCGCCAAAGUUACAAGAUUACUCACAAUGUUCUAUAAACUUUUCACAGGAAAAGUUAGAAACAAGCCAAGAGGAAAAAAAAGAUUAAAAUAUCAUUUGAGUUUUAACACUGUAUUCUGAUAAGGUAAGGAGGAAUGAGUAGAAAGACAAAAAGGAAAAAGAAAAAGUACGGAGGCAGGGAGUCAGCAGUACAGUCAUUCCUACAGGGGGAUUGGUUCCAGGACACCACCACCCCCCUGCAGAUACCAAAAUAUGCAGGUGCUUCAGUCCCUUAUAUAAAAUGUAGUAUUUGCAUAUAACUUACACACAUCCUGCUGUAUGUAUAUUUUAAAUCACCUCUAGAUGACGUAUAAUGCCCAAUACAAUACAAUGUAAGUGUCAUGUAAAUAGUUGCCAGAG